Messenger RNA from Cherax quadricarinatus, 2884 nucleotides. NCBI's taxonomy places the organism in Eukaryota, Metazoa, Arthropoda, Malacostraca, Decapoda, Parastacidae. The record is from RefSeq and is a predicted model, not a curated record.
AUGCUCCGCUGUGUCAGGGCAGCAUGGAAAACCCUGGUUGUCCAGCUUCCAGCAUCAAAUAAAGCCUUCACCACUGAGCAGCAACCUCGUCCAGAGGAGGCUACAUUAUGUGUCAGAAUGUUGGUGGUGUGUUGCAGGAUGGUCCACUACGGUCUACUGGCUGUCUACAUAUACGACGUCCUCCUGGAAACUGUCUCUACUGCUGACGACACUGACCAGUACCGGAGGCUGCAUCUCAAGAUGGUGAUCCUGGCCGGAAUCUUCUACAUGUUCCUGAGAACUUGUCUCCUACCUCAGGAGACCAACCUGAUCACCAGCAGUGUUCCUGCUCUGAUCUCUCUCUCCUUCACACACAACACUACCAACCAAACACACACCAACCAAACACACACCAACCACACACACACCAACCACACACACACCACCCACAUACACGCCGCCCACAUACACGCCGCCCAGGAGCGUUCAACUACACGCCAGACAUACAUACCAGACCAUCCCUCCAAGAACCCCGUGGAUCAGCCAGCAGACAUACCCAGUCACUACUUCAUAGAGGAAGGCGACUUCUGCAGGCGCAGCAGGGACCUGCAGGUGGUGGGAUUCGUGCACUCUGCCAUCGACAGGGUGCACAAGAGGCACGAGACUCGUGUCACCUGGGCCAACGCCUCGGCUCUCAACUGGGGCGUGAAUCUCGGUGUUGUCUUCAUGGUGGGACGAGCCAAGAACCAGGAGGAGGAGAAGACUGUCAAAGAGGAGAGCAGCUUGUAUCAUGAUAUUGUGCAGGAGCUGUGCAAUGUUACAAAGGAGCAACCAAAGCAGGGAGAGAGGUUUCAGAGUAGCGUAGGUGUCACCGUCCAUGGUUACUCUUAGACUGGGUUAGUGGUCGGUGCCAACCUCACCCUACCAUCAUCCCUCUACUACCCAUAUGGGGUAGGAGGGUUUCUGAGAUGUCAAGUAGGAAAUUAAAAAAUAUAAAAAGCCAGCCCUAAGCUUUUUCUAAUCGUUUAUAACAGGUCAUAUGGUUUGAGAAAAUAAGUUUCUCAUUAGAUACUAUAGACUAUUACAUUGUGUGACCUUUUCAAAUAAUGAAAGAAAGAAAUACAAUGUGUUCUUUGUCUGUUUAAUGUCCUGCUCUGGGGUACUCGAAUGUUCUUCCUGAAUAUUGUCCACUAUUUUCUCAGUGUCGGUUAAUAUGCCAUACAUGGGGAACUCCUAUGGCUAUCCGAUAAUAUUCUACUAAUACCCAUUAACCUCUCCUUACGUUAUCUCGUUAUCUUGUGUGCUUUUCACCGUAUGGUACAUUAACAGCUACAGGUGUUAUAUAACCAUCACAACUGACGUGGUUUGAAGUUUUGGUGCGUAGACACUGGUCGGGCAUCACCAAUCCAUCAACCACUUGGCAUAAUGAACAAUCCUGUAAUUUUGUAUAGCAUUGUUGUUUAAGAUUGUGUACAAUGGACUCUACUAAAUAGCUAUCGAGCUCUUAUAACGCAUAAUUUGAGUUGUGUACUGUAUUCCUUUCAUGUUUCAAGAGGGAAGAUUCAAUUAUGUUUCUUUCCCUGACAGAACUGUUUGGUACUAUAAUCUGGGCAGCAUCCCACCCCGGAGGGUGAUUACAUGCAUUAACGUGGUUAAAGAUACCGUUCGACUCCUGCCCUGUCCUGACUGAGUAUUUAUGCUGGGCAAUUCUGGCUUCCAGAAAUUUACCUGUUUGACCGAUAUAUGAGAGAGGACACUGAGUACACGGGACCUUGUAAACCCCACCAAUUUGAUUAUAUUUAUAAGGAACUCAAAAGAGUCAGACAAAACGCCGAACGCAAUCAUAAUAGGAAGCUAAAUAAUCUCAUAGCACAGAGUGGUUGGACCAUACAUGCGAAUCCAGAGUUUGUUAUGAACCUCUCUAGCAAGGAAUUAAGGAGUGAUCAAUAGGCAGCACUAGGGUUUGGAUUAAGCUUUGCACCCUCAACUAAUGGGGUCCACCUCUGGUGUAAAUUGUGGGACCCAUAGCCUUGGAGAAGUGGAUACAAAGGCUUCAAGGAAGAAUAUUUGGAUUUCUUCCUGAAGCCGCUUGAAUAAUCCACUUCCCCUACCGCCCCAUCUUUUCAUUUUUUACCAAUAGAUAUAUUUUAUUACAUAAUAUGAUACUAAAGAUUUAAGAGAUACAUUGUUGAUAUAAAGAUGGCAUAUACAGUAUGUUGAGAGGGUUCAUGGAUAUAUGAUGGUUGGAGUUAAGCACAAGUUGUUGGGUGGUAACACUUAUAUUAGCAGAGUGUGAGAGGGGAGCCCAGCCUAGCCUGUCCUGUUGCCUUUAAGAUCUACUGGUGAACUGAGGAAGAGGCAGUGCGUCUCAUGCUCACGUGCAGCAUCACGUGACGUCACACAUGCUAUCCACUGGGCCUAGCAAAAGGGUCAUCUAUGUAAAACAUAUAGAUGGUACUAACUAUGAUACUCAGAUAAUAUAUACAUAUACAGGGGAUCAGCAACUAUGCUGACAGCUCGAUCAUGUUUUGUAUGUCGUCUUGACAUACAAUUAUGCUAUAGGGCUGAACAGGCAGGUGGCUCUGGGCUGAUUCUGUACAAUAGCAAAGACAUAUGUAACUUAGAACUAAUGGAUGGUAUCAUAAUGCAUUACAAAUUACAAGAACAAAUCAUAGUAUAAUAAAAGAUGGAACUGAUCAAUUGAUCUGUAUUCAUGCACUCUACAGAUUCUGAGGAAGAAUAUAUAUAUUUACAAAGGUGAAAGUAAUUAACAGUAAAGGCAGACCAGGCGCGCACAGAUCAUUACUGCUAAAUCUCAGAAUUCGGAGAGAACGUGAACACACAUAAAAAAAAAUAUUUCUGGAAACUGAUUAGCUAAUAAUAAAACAUACAGUUGACAAGUUCA